This is a messenger RNA of Amphiprion ocellaris (clown anemonefish), 3622 nucleotides long. It is a transcript of the gene pomk, whose product is annotated as protein O-mannose kinase. The record is from RefSeq and is a predicted model, not a curated record. Gene Ontology annotation, cellular component: endoplasmic reticulum membrane. Gene Ontology annotation, biological process: protein O-linked glycosylation; carbohydrate phosphorylation; protein phosphorylation. The transcript has 5 exons. NCBI's taxonomy places the organism in Eukaryota, Metazoa, Chordata, Actinopteri, Pomacentridae. Gene Ontology annotation, molecular function: carbohydrate kinase activity; protein kinase activity; ATP binding. Bases 221 to 1276 code for a protein of 351 amino acids.
CUAACCACCAACAAACCUCAAAGAAGACGUGGAAGAUUUUGCUUUGUUUAGUUUUUGUUUUUUUGGAUUGGGCUUCUGUUUGCUGGUGGAAGUCAAGUAUUAACACUGCAAGAAUAUUGUGUGUUAAACUGCAGCGGAUGGUUUGCUAUCACCAAAAAGCGUCUGCUGAAUCACAACACCAUGUGACCCCGUGUUCCGCCAGGUUUAUUUUUCAUUUCAGAUGCAGAGCACCAUGGGUCGGCGCAGCGGUAGCAGUGUUGUCUCUCACAGUAUUCCAGUAGUGAGUGUGUGCAUCGCUGCUCUGCUCCUCAGCAAUGCCAUAAUUUACCUUUAUCUGGACUCUGUGUAUCAGACUGAUGAGCAGCUGGUGUCUCCUCAGAUGGGCUGUGUGCCUCAGCACUUUAAAAUCUCAACCAUGAAAAACUGCACACCCUGGCUCCAGUGUUCACAGAUAAAUUCUGAAGUACGCAAGUUGAAGAUGAUCGGCCAGGGAGCCGUUAAGAAGGUCUACCUGGCAGAGUGGAGAGGUCAGAAGGUGGCUCUGUCCAAACUUGCCUCCAUGGAUUACCUAGAGGAUUUUGCCCAUGGACUGUCCAUGUUACAGGCCUUACAGGGCCCCCAAGUGGUGCAGUUGGUGGGGUCUUGCCUUGAAGAUCAAACCCUUGUUACAGAACACCACCCACUUGGCUCACUGCUUAACUUGGAUGUUGUUCUUGCACAAGAGCAGCACCAGCAACACAAUACAUGGCAGAUACGGCUGAGGCUGGCUACAGAUUAUGUCUCCAUUCUUCAUUACCUCCAUAACAGCCCAGCUGGACGUCGAGUCAUGUGUGACUCCAACAGCCUGGAGAAAACUUUGUCCCAAUUUCUGCUGACAAAUGAUUUUCACCUGGUCGUGAAUGACCUGGAUGCGCUGCCUGAAGUGGACUCAUCCAGAGGCUCAUUUGUAAAAUGUGGCCACCGGGAGCUUACUGGAGAUUUUGUGGCCCCAGAGCAGCUAUGGCCAUUCAGAGACAGUAGGAAACCAUUUUCAGACAAUCUCAUGCCAGAGUAUGAUGAGAAGACAGAUAUCUGGAAAAUCCCAGACGUGACAUGGUUCCUGAUGGGAAAGGUACCUGGUGGGGAUUUGGUCCACUUCCAUCUUUUUCAGAUCCAUGAGGAGUGCAAGAAGGAAGACCCAAAGCUCCGCCCCUCAGCUCUUGAUGUUUUGAAGGUGUACAAAUCAGUCUACAGCAGCAUGGUGCAAGACAAUUUCGGUUUUAGAGACAUGCUAUAGACUGACAAAUUCCUUAGAAAUAUCAUAAAUGUACAAUCUACAUUUGGGCAACAGUUUCACAUUUGCAGUAUAGUAAAUGCUACCAAAUUAUUCUUUCAUCUAGUAGCAGUUAGACUCCUGUAUUCUGUAUAUUUCUGUAUUUUGUUGUUCCUGAUCAACCCAUCUCAUAUGAAAUCUAGUUUAAUUUUGAAACAUUUUUAAUUUAUCUAAUGCAAAAAGUGAUAUGUAACUAAAGUACCAAACUACUCUGGAAAAUUCUUUCUCUUUUUGAUUUCUUCACCAAGGUCUGUUUUUAUUCAUUAUAACCUUGUUAGCAAAGAGUAAGUCACAAAGAGACAUUGCAUUGGGAGAGUUGGUAGCAAUAAUACAUAGUUACUGUUGUCAACAUUAAAUGCUGAUGUUUUAAAGUAGUUCAUCCACAAUUAUUUGUAGAAAAUCUGUUUCCCAGUUCACUGCCUCUUUAUGCAGUUUUGAUGCCCGUGUUGUUAGCCAUAUGGAUAGAUUUUCUUGGAUAUUCCAAAAGAUGCUGAUGUCAAACAAAUUGAGCUCAUAUUUUAUGAUCUGUCAAUCUGUCAUAAGCUAAAAUGGUUUCAGCAGAGGAAGUUCUAAGAACAUGUUUUGUUGGGAAUAAAUUUAUUUCUGGUGACUCUUGCCACAAUCUGGAUUACACCAACUGCUUACAUCAAAGACACACCUUGAGCAUUGUUAGCUGAAAGGUUUGGAAGCAGAGUGGUCUAACCCACUUUCUGUAGUUUUUGAGAAAAAUGGGCUCAAAGUUAUGUGCUUCCAAGAAAGGUCUAACAUUCGAAGCGUCACUGUAACGCUAUAUUUGGUUGUGGUUAGACCACUAGAUUAAAAUCUAGACCAUAAAAUAUUACAGAAAUUAUAUAAAACUCAGUUUUGAUUUUUUUGUGGGUUACACCACUCUGCUUCUAACCCCCUCAAUUACACGUGUACAGUAUGAGGGUAAAUUGUGAACCACUACUUCAUUCAUGCUGGGUGUUGAAUCAAGAAAUGUUUCACUUGGUAUUACAUGCAUAAAAUAAACCUGCUUUGGUGGAACAUUUAACAUCAAUUGCUUAUGGUAACAUUUUUCAUAAAAGUAUUUGAUGUACUGUGAGUUGGAAAGCCAUGAUUUUUCUUUUAGCUCAAUAACAAUGUUGUAUAACUCUUGCAGUUGGGACCACUGUUCCCUCUAAGCUGCGCGCGUGCGCAAUUGCGCACUGCUGACACGGUCUCUGCGCACAGAAAAUCUGCGCUGCGCACAAAAAAAAAUCCAACCUAAAUUGUAAAUAAAAUAUACACGUAACAAUUCAAUCUGUGCUAUUUUUCAAUGUGAGUCAGUGAGUGACCGGUGACUGGCUGCUGCAGCCAAUGAUGCGAUUCACAUACGUAUUUACCAUAGACUGUAUAUAAUGGUGUUUACGCAGCUAAUCAACGUCAGGUGUCCUUAUGUGUAGCCACCGUUGUUCUCAUAGAUAUGAAUGAGUAGGUAGGACACGCCCCUUUGAGCUGCGUGCUACAGCGAGGCUAAGCUAGUGGGGGCAAAGUUUAGUGCAUUCCGUUGAUGUAGACGGCGUGAAAACGGAAACAACAAGUAUGCCGUCUCACUGUGCUGCAUACAGUUACACACUACGUCGUACGAUUGAGGCAAGGAAACUUGGAAUGACUUUUCAUAGGUUUCCCAGAGACUAUGGGUUGAGGAGGAAUUGGAAGUUUGUCGGCUUAGACCUGGUGUCAUUCCAUCAGUGUUAAACUUCCCGGCUCAUCUUGGAAGAGUACGUGCCAGAAAGAUCACGACCAAACAGCCUUGAGAUCUUAGGCAGCGUCUCCCUGAGGUCCCUCUCUAUCUCCCCACACAUCCACCAACCACUGGAACACAUCUCCAAAGUUCUGCUGGGCCAGCUCAGCUUCCCCUCAGAAGAAGUGCCGCCACCUGCCAGAUGAAGGAGCCUUUUGAGAGGCAGCUGGCAUCGUGAUUGGACUGUACUUUGGUCUGUUCCAAUCCAGCUUCAGCUCCAGAGACGGCAGGCGGGACGAGUCAACGGAGGCCGGGUGGACGAAGGCAUGCAGCUGAGUACAAUCCAGAAAACAACAGAGGAGGAGUGCAGCGACCCAGGGCCAGAACAAGCAGAGUAUCAUGGUAUGUCUCUUAGAAAACAUCAUAGUAUAGCCUUUGGUAUGAAAAAACACCGUCAUAUACAUCGUAUAUUGUACAAAUAACAAGUCAAAGGAAAGAGACAUACAUUGUAGAAUUGUAGUAAUUGUGGGCUGACUGAUUUACUGAUUAUCAGUAUUUUAUUUUUUACUGAUUUAUGGUAAUAAAUACAUUUAAAAAUGGCGCUA